Messenger RNA from Phycodurus eques (leafy seadragon), 1392 nucleotides. It is a transcript of the gene phf23b, whose product is annotated as PHD finger protein 23b. Gene Ontology annotation, biological process: positive regulation of protein ubiquitination; negative regulation of autophagosome assembly; negative regulation of autophagosome maturation. Lineage: Eukaryota; Metazoa; Chordata; Actinopteri; Syngnathiformes; Syngnathidae. The coding region runs from base 370 to 1290 and encodes 306 amino acids. The transcript is spliced from 6 exons. The record is from RefSeq and is a predicted model, not a curated record.
GCCCCAUAUUCUGGACGUGACCCCGAGGAAAGUGCGGAUGCCGAGUAAACACUGGCGGGUCUUCAGCAUGUUGGCGGGCCAGGACGAGUCAGCAGUCGGUGGAAGAACUGCGAGUAACAGUCGGCAUUAGCCGCCAAGUGUGCGAUUUGCAGUCGCCCCCCCCCCCCACCCCGCCCUCCCCCCAAGCCUCAACCCCCCCACCCCCCACCAGUCGGAAAAAAAGGGAGCCAAGCAAACGUCAGUUGCCCGACAAUUCGGACGCGGUCACGCCGGGAGAAGGCAACACCGCGACGGCCGCCUCGCUCCGGCUAGCGCGCCCGCUCUUGGUCCCGUUUCUCGGACCUUAAGGCCUGCUCGUCGAAAGGGACAAUGCUUGACAUAAUGUCCGAGCACCAAGAUUCACUUUUGACGUGCAAAACUGAACCUUUGCCCCCGGAGAGGAAGAGAAGGACCGUGGAGGACUUCAACAAAUUCUGCAGCUUUGUCCUGGCUUACGCUGGCUACAUCCCCAAUCCCAAAGAGGAAAGCUCGUGGUCCCCGACGUCAUCCAGCUCUGCCCACAGUUCGUCUGCAGAUGGCGGCGGCGGCGGCUCCAUGAGCGGCACGUGGCCCGACGGCGGCCCAGACAUCCACACCAUCCACACGUUUGUCCACAAGGCCCGCGCCAACAAGGGCAAAAGCGUACACCCCGAUAGCACUUUGCUGGACAAGAUGCGCCUGAAAGACUCCCUGUAUGAGAGCCAGGCGGCCGGCGCCAAGGCGGAGCGCAAAAAGGACAAAAAGCACAAGAAGCCGUCGCUCGGCUUGGCCGUGGCGGCGGCGGACAGCGGCAGCAGCGAGGGCGAGAAGCGGCCGCGCAUCAAGCGCAGCAAGAACUCCAAGCAACCCAAAGCCAAGAAGCUGAAGAGCUCGGCGCCGCACAGCGACUCAGAAGAGUGGCGGCCCGGCCGCGGGGGACCCGCGCCGCACGCCGACCCCGCCCACAGCCCCCGGGCCGCCGACAAAAUGGCGCCCGACGAGGCCGUCGGGGAUGCCGAGAUGAGCUCCAGCGAGGGCGAGACCUGGAUCGCCGACGAAGACAUCAUGGUGGAAUCAGGCGACGAUUCGUGGGACCUGAUCACGUGCUACUGCGGCAAGCCGUUCGCCGGGCGGCCGAUGAUCGAGUGCAACCAGUGCGCCAUCUGGGUGCACUUGUCCUGCGUCAAGAUCAAGAAGUCCAACGUCCCCGACAUCUUCUACUGCCACAAGUGCAUGCACUCCAGGCGGUCGGGACACAAGAAAGACACUUAAACAAAACCACAGCAAAAGAAAGUUCUCUCUUUUUUUUGUUUUUUUUUUCUCUCUCUCUCUCUCUCUCUCUCUCUCUCUCUCUCUCUCUCUCUCUCUCUCUCU